CAACAACAACAACAAAAACUCCAGCGACAAUAACAUCAACCACAACACCAAUAAAAACAACAACGACAAUAACAACAUAGUGCAACGCGUGCAACGACAUAUCAAUUAAUUUUAUUCAAACAAAAUUUCCGAAAACAAGUAACAAACGAAAAAAAAAAAGAAAAAACAAAAACAUGGAUUACGGCUGCCUGCUGUUCCUCUUCUGUUGCUCUUUAAUUGAUAUGCAGAGCAUUUCGGCGCUACUAGUUACGGAUAUCAGUGUGCCGGAAAUCGUUGAUUUCAGAGAUAAUGUUACGCUCUCCUGCAGCUACGAUAUGAAGGGACACACAUUAAACUCGGUUAAAUGGUACAAGGAUCGCUUGGAGUUUUUCAGAUACACACCGUUAAUGCGACCGGUUUAUCUCACAUUUCCCGUGGCUGGCAUUCAAGUGCUCGAUGGCAAGUACUUUUGCAACGAGUCCACAUGCCGUGUGGAUCUCAGUCUACUCGGAGCCAAGUCGACGGGCACCUUCAAGUGCGAGGUGAGUGGCGAUGCGCCGCACUUUAAGCUGGCUGCGAGGGAGGACAACAUGACAGUGGCAGCCUUGCCACAAAGCGACCCUCUAAUCGAGAGCUUCAACUCCAUGUAUCGCAUGGAGGAGUUUCUCAGUGCCACCUGCUCAUCGGACUACUCGAGUUUACCCACAAAGCUCUCUUGGUACAUCAAUGGCGAGCAGCCAAUGCUUGGGGAACUGCAGCCGAGCAUUGAUACGAGCAUACCAGCCCACGAUUAUAUAUUGCGUCGACAGCGACUCCAGGUGCAUUUCUAUCUGCAGGGACAACGCUUCUACCAGACCGAUAAUAUACUGCGGCUUAAGUGCGUGGCGGAAAUUGAGAACUAUCCGGAACUGCGUCGCGAGAUGACGCUUAGUGCGGCCCUCACGCCAUUCGAUAAUUUGAAUAAUCUGAUGCUGAAGCAUUCCAUAAGCGCUGCAAGUGCACAAAGGAGCUGCCAUUUAGCAGGGACAUGUCUAAUAUCCGGUUUCUUUGCGUUAAUUCUGCUCACAAAAUGCUUGCAACGCCAAUCAUGAGCAUCCACAACAGCCAUGGAAAUGCCACAGCUCGGGUCUCAAUCUCAAUCUCAGUCUCAGCAGGCGGCAACUGCAAUGAGAGCGGCAACUUUGGCAAAUAUAUCAACACAUUAGUUAGUUAGUUAGGUUAAGCAUGGUGGAAGCUGGCUAAUGGUAAGACAACGGGUUGCCAAUGGCAAGGAGGAGGUGGAAGGGGCGGGUUUAAGUUGUCACUUGUAAAUAGUUAUGGUAAAGACGGUGCAGCAAUGGAGAAGCAGAUACUAUGAUUUCAUUUCAAAAGUGCGCUCAACGUGCACAAUAAAUACAAAUAUAAUAUAUAUAUAAUUCUAAUUAUACUAAGUGAAUAUUAGGGAUUAAGACGGAACUGGCAAUGAAGUCCCCUUUAGGCAUUUUUCGUUGCAAACGUAAUUCAUUCAUCUUUGUUGAAUCGUAUUCGUAUACAGGGUUAUGCCAGAAAUGAUUAAAAGAGUACUAAGUAAAUUAACAAUUAAAUUAAAUUUGUUUUUAUGCAUACGUAUAUAAAGUUUAUUAAAGAUAUUAUUUAAAUCCACAAAACUGCAUUAUAAUCGAUUUAAUUUGUUAUUGUUGAUAAGCUGCAUUUGUUAGAUUUUUAUAUGCUUAACACUUAAAGCUAUGGAUAUACAAAAUGUGGGCAUUGUCGAGCAUUUGCUUCUCAGGGAAGCCAAAUAAAUUGAUUGCAUGUCCUUAAUUCAAUUAUGAAAUCAAACACACAUAAAUGCAAAUACUCGUACAGAAUAAUAAGUAAUACAAAUACAAUUAAACUGCACUCGAUAACAAGCAAGCAAGUGAUGAUGAUGAUGGGAUGCUGAAGGUGGGUUCAACUCAACUUGCUUGUUAAUCUAGCCAUGAUAAGCCAACACUCAAGCAAACACGAAUUUUUAAUGUACAUGUAAACAUUUUCAAAAUUAAAUAAUAACACACAUUUUUGCGCACAUGAAACCCUUUUCGCAACUAAAAACCACUAAAGAAAACCAAAAAAAAAAAAAAAAAACAAGUACGACAUCAAAUGUUAUCU
This is a messenger RNA of Drosophila albomicans, 2106 nucleotides long. RefSeq lists its product as uncharacterized. The transcript has 6 exons. The coding region runs from base 174 to 1070 and encodes 298 amino acids. NCBI's taxonomy places the organism in Eukaryota, Metazoa, Arthropoda, Insecta, Diptera, Drosophilidae. The record is from RefSeq and is a predicted model, not a curated record.